Molecule: messenger RNA, 6327 nt
Organism: Ooceraea biroi (clonal raider ant)
Lineage: Eukaryota; Metazoa; Arthropoda; Insecta; Hymenoptera; Formicidae
Gene: msk
Product: importin-7 msk
Biological process (GO): protein import into nucleus
Cellular component (GO): cytosol; nuclear envelope
Molecular function (GO): small GTPase binding
Source: RefSeq, a predicted model, not a curated record
UGACCGUACGGGCAGGCAAGGAGCAGCAGCAGCAGUGAGGUGAAUGCGCCGGGUCAAGUCCGGUGCGAGGGGAUCAAGUUGUAAAAAUUGAGGCGUCUAAUUAACACGGCGAGCCGAAGCAGCCCGGAGCAAUGGACGCACGAAAGCUCACGGAGCUGCUGCGGGCGACGAUCGACCCCGCGCAGCAGAAGGAGGCGGAAGCCCAGCUCAAUCAGAUUCACAAAAUUAUCGGUUUUGCGCCAACGCUGCUGCAGGUAGUAAUGACAAAUGAGGUCGACAUGCCCGUCAGGCAAGCUGGUGUAAUUUAUCUAAAAAAUUUAAUCACUUCAAACUGGGCGGACAAAGAGGCGGAUGGCUCUGCACCCGUAGAGUUUAAUAUUCACGAGCAAGAUCGUGCAAUGAUACGCGAUGCCAUAGUAGACGCAGUAGUACACGCGCCGGAAUUAAUUAGAGUACAAUUAGCGGUAUGCAUCAGUAAUAUAGUUAAGCACGACUUUCCUGGAAGAUGGACGCAGAUAGUGGACAAAAUUACGAUAUACCUUCAAAAUCCAGACGCUUCGUGCUGGCCUGGUGUUCUCCUCGCGCUGCAUCAGCUCGUCAAAAAUUUCGAGUACAAGAAAGCAGAAGAGAGGGGACCACUAAAUGAAGCAAUGAACUUGUUAUUCCCUAUGAUCUACCAAUUGAUAUUACGCUUAUUGCCAGAUUCGUCCGAGCAGUCUGUCCUACUUCAGAAACAGAUACUGAAAAUUUUCUUUGCGCUUACACAGUACACACUUCCAUUGGAUCUUAUCUCGAGAGAGGUAUUUUCGCAAUGGAUGGACGUAGCGAGACAAAUAGCCGAUAGACCGGUACCGCCAGAGACUAAUAAUCCAGAUCUGGAUGAUGACGAGCGUGCGGAACUACCUUGGUGGAAGUGUAAAAAAUGGGCUUUGCACAUUUUGCACAGGAUGUUUGAGAGAUACGGUAGUCCAGGAAACGUGACCAAAGAAUAUAAGGAAUUCGCAACGUGGUACUUGCGCACUUUCAGCGCUGGUAUUCUUGAAGUGCUCCUCAAGAUAUUGGAUCAAUAUCGUAGAAAAAUCUACGUCUCUCCUAGAGUAGUGCAGCAGUCGAUCAAUUACAUCAAUCAAGGCGUGAGUCAUGCAUACUCCUGGAAGUUCUUGAAACCGCAUAUGUUUGAGAUCAUACGCGACGUUUUGUUCCCCAUCCUUUCAUAUUCUGCCGCCGACGAGGAAUUGUGGAACACCGAUCCCUACGAAUACAUCCGAGUCAAAUUUGACAUUUUCGAGGAUUUCGUGUCGCCGGUGACGGCGGCGCAAACCCUGCUACACUCAGCGUGCCGGAAACGUAAGGAUAUGCUUCCGAAAACGAUGCAAUUUUGCGUGGAAGUAUUGACUAGUCCUAAUGCAGAUCCGAGACAAAAGGACGGCGCCUUGCACAUGAUUGGAAGUUUAGCCGACGUUUUGUUGAAGAGAUCGAUCUAUAAGGAACAAAUGGAUAAGAUGUUGUUACAAUACGUAUUCCCGGAAUUUACCAGCCCUCAUGGACAUAUGCGUGCAAGAGCCUGCUGGGUGAUGCAUUACUUCUCGGAAAUCAAGUUCAAGUCUGAACAAAUUUUGAUCGAGGUGGUCAGACUGAUCACAAACGCUCUGCUCACCGAUCAGGAUCUGCCCGUUAAGGUCGAGGCAGCGAUUGCGCUUCAGAUGAUACUGUCCGCACAGCCAAAAGCUCAGAAGUACAUCGAACCACUAAUCAAACAAAUAACACUUGAAUUGCUAACUAUAAUAAGACAAACUGAGAACGACGAUCUGACGAGCGUCAUGCAGAAGGUUGUUUGUACAUAUACCGAACAAUUGAUGCCAAUUGCCGUGGAAAUCUGUCAGCACUUGGCUGCUACAUUUAGCCAGGUGCUCGACACAGACGAAGGUAGCGACGAGAAAGCAAUAACGGCGAUGGGCCUUUUGAAUACAAUAGAAACAUUAUUGACUGUAAUGGAAGAGCAUACUCAAAUUAUGUCGCAACUUGAACCCAUAGUCGUCCAAGUGAUAGCUCAUAUCUUCGAGCACAGCGUGAUGGAAUUCUACGAAGAGGCUUUGUCACUCGUUUAUGAUUUAACUGGCAAGGUCAUCUCCGAAAACAUGUGGAAGAUCCUCGAACUCAUAUAUCAGCUGUUUGAGAAAGAUGGCUUCGACUAUUUCACCGACAUGAUGCCGGCGUUGCACAAUUACAUCACGAUCGAUACUCCGGUCUUUUUAUCGAACGAGAAUCACAUUUUAGCCAUGUUUAAUAUGUGCAAAGCUAUCCUGACUGGAGAGAGCGGCGAAGAUCCCGAGUGUCAUGCUGCCAAAUUACUAGAAGUUAUAAUUCUCCAAUGCAAAGGGCACAUAGAUCAGUGUAUACCGUCAUUCGUGCAAUUAGUCCUGGAACGCCUGAUGCGCGAGGUGAAGACUUCCGAGUUACGAACGAUGUGUCUGCAAGUGGUCAUUGCUGCUUUGUAUUACAAUCCUACACUUUGUUUACAAACCAUGGACAGAUUGCAGGGAAAUCAAUUCGAGCAGCCGGCAGAACCGCUCGCCUCACGUUUCAUCAAGCAGUGGAUUAACGACACGGACUGUUUCUUGGGUUUACACGAUCGCAAGCUGUGCGUUCUUGGAUUGUGCACGUUGAUGAGCAUGGGCCCUGCGCGGCCAGCUGCCGUGAACGAAUGUGCGACGCAGAUCAUUCCAUCCUUGAUCCUGCUGUUCGACGGUCUGAAGAGAGCGUACGCUGCUAAAGUCGUGGACGUUACCGAUGAGGAGGACGACGAGGAGGAAAGCGACAUCGAGGAGGAAGUUCUGUCGUCCGACGAGGACGAGGUGGACGAUGCCAAUCAGGAGUACCUCGAGAAACUACAGGACAAGAUAACGAGGACGUCCGCGCAGCACGGUUUUAACGUUAGCGCGACCAUACAAGACGGUCAUGGGGAUCACAGGUCCGAUGAUGUUGACGACGACGACGAUACGGAAUUCGAUGCUAACGAAGAGACUGCUCUCGAGAGCUACAUAACACCUUUAGACUCGGACGACUCCAAUCAAGACGAAUACGUGAUCUUCAAGGAGGUUAUACAGAAUAUCGAAAGAACUGAUAUGGCUUGGUACAUGGCCUUAACAAGUCUCCUUAGCCCUGAACAAGAGAAAGCUAUGCAAGAAAUUAUCCUGUUAGCGAAUCAACGCAAAGCGGCGUUAGAAAGCAAAAGGAUUGAGCAGAGCGGAGGUUACGCCUUUCACUCACAGACUGUUCCCACCUCGUUUAACUUCGGUGGGACACCUUUAAGUCGAUAAGGACUUAUAAUCAUUUCAAUUUUAGAUUAACUAAGUAAGUAAAACAAAAAAAACCUUAUGCAAAAUCUGAAUUGGACAUCUAUAGUACGCGAUCAUUACCACAUGACCACUCGCCGGAAAUAUUACGCAUUUCCUAUUUACUAUUUUUGUGUAAACUAAUUGUACAUUACUAAGGCAAUCCAACAAAGUCUUUAAUACAUUAAGGCAACACUAACACUUUGUGUCCAUGAGAUCAGCCUCGUGCACGCCGUUGUUUCAUUAGUCGAGACAUCAGGCUUCUUAGUUGUCAUGUGAAAAUGUAUAUUCUCUUUUAUACAUUUACUAUUAAAUAUUUACGCAGAUUGAUUUAAUUGAAAUUGCCAUUUCUUGUUUGACAAACAGCAACGCGUUUUCUUGACAAUUCGAAAUUGACUGUUAUUUCACUUUCAAGCUCUGAUUAAAAACAGUCUAGCGUGGCUUGCUAGAGAGACAAUAUACUUUAUAUAAAAUAUAUAUUUGUUAGUGUUUUGAAUGCCUUAGCUUAAAAUUUAUUUUUAGCAGAACAUGCAAAAUCGCUUAGUUUAUAAAAUGACGUCUGUUACAGAAACUGUGUUAAAUUGUUGGUAUAAAUAUAUCAAAAAAAAUUUUUUGAUCAUGUGUCAACUAUGUUAUUUGAUAUUAUUAACAAUUAGCUCAGUAAAACAUUGUAUUGUACACUCUCGAAAUUUAUUAUAAAUUCUGCAACAAAGGAAAAGUGUAAAGUGUACUAGACGUAAAUCGCAGAAUUGUUUUUUGCCUGGAAACGACAAACAAAUAAUACAAUUUAGAUAUAUAAGAGUAAUUUAGAUUUUUAAAUAAAUACUGUUUUUUUCAAAAGUCUUUGUUUUAAACGUAUGUUGUACUAUAUGGCCAUUCUGCAGCUACCGAUCACUUUACGUAAAUCCCAGCACAAUUUAUUUUGACGAAUGAAAAUAGGUUUUACUAUAUUUUACACUUAUCUGACAUACCCUGAAACAUGAAGCUACAUCGGUCACUUUAAGCGAAUACCUUAAGUAGCUCCUGUAACAGCGAAGUGUCUUUGUAAUUGUAGAUCUUGGAACAAGAUCUGCAAGUCAGUAAUGUAUUAAGAGGCAUCAACGAAAAACAUGGUAAAUUUAGACAUUUAGCUCUCUCUUUCACGAGGUAUUUGUCACUGUGAAGUAGGAUGAACUUGGAGCAGAAAUAAACUAUAAAUAUCAGAGCCCAAAAUGAUAAAGGCGUACAAAGAAGAGGUGUUCUGUGCUGUGGUUAGUGAAAUGAUUAUUGCACAAGUGCUUUUUAUAUCAGAAUGCAAAAGGAUACGUGCGUCAAUUACGCGUCGCUUCGGAAUAUAAAAUCAUUAUCUGUAUUUAAGUCCAGAAUUUCCUACCGAAGUGUUAUCAUAGAUAGUGAAACUGCAUCGUCAACACAUUUGGUCGAGAUGCUUGAUACAUGCUUGUUUAUGAUCUACUUGGUGAGAUCUUUAUUUUACUCGUCGAACACGAUCUCUGCUGUUUUUCACAUAAAACUGCAAGAAACAUGUAUAAUUUUAAUCAUACUUAAUAUCAAAUUUCUUGGUAAAGAUUCUAUAUACAGGGUGCAGCAAAGAUACAAUGAAGUGAGAAACAGAUACGGAAUGAUGAUCAAAUUUUGUUAACGAUCGCAAUCGUGACACACUUGGAUACGUCAGUGUCUCAAAAUUUAAAAUCAUAAAAAUAUUCUAUACAUAUGUGUGUGUGCUUUUAUAAAAGCGAUAAUUUUAUACAGGAUUUAAUUGUUUUACGUUUAAAAAUGAGAAGAAACGUAAUAAAGAGUUCACAACUUCCUAAUAUAUAUUUUACAUAUAUUGCAGGACUAUAUCCUCUUAUUGAUAUAUCCUCUUAUUGAUUUACAGUAGAUAUUAUUAGUCUUAAAAUCUCCAAGUAAUGAGGUAAAAUAGUCUCAGUAUGAACAAGAAUAUAGUAUAUUUAUGAUUGCUCAAUAUCUUUAAAAUAUUCACAUAUAAUGUGCAUACAUGUCUCUCUUUCUUGAAUCUCAGAAAGUUAGGGAUAUUUUGUACGUAACAGCAAUUUAGAUAUUAAAGUGUAAAUAAAAUUAGAAAAUUAUGCAAUCCUACAAAAUUGGUGACAAGCAAAUCAAAUUGCAAAUCAUAAGAGAAACACCUGUGUGCGUUGCAUAUUAAAAAAUUUAUUCUUUCCUGACACGAUUAAUAGUAUUUAAAUAAACUGUAUAUUUCAUAUACUUGCCUCGUAUAUAAUUUUAUUUUGCAGUACCCUGCUUUCUUUUGGAUUGAUUUUACUUGGAUUUACACACAAUCAUUGAUUUCUUGCAGAGUUUAUCAGAGAUAUAUAUGUAAACGAUUCCUGAUAUUGUAACGUGCUUUAUGAACAUACGCGUCGAAUGAAGAAAAACCGUCGCUCUUUAUACUGCGUGACUUGCUGUUCCCGAGCUCAUGGCUUAUUGUUUUAUCACAGUUAAAUUCUUUGUGCAUGUAACGUGAAAACAGUUAAUUGAUUGAGUCAAUUUUUAAAAAGGAGUAUUUAAAAAAGUGCCUUGAAACGUUGAACGCAGACGGGACCUAAAUUAAAGAAUACAGCGGAGUAAGCUGUAGGUCGGAGUGAGGCCAGGACACUUCUCUAGUUUAUAAGUUCUAUAAGUACUGUGGGUACUGUAUUAAAAUAUAAUAAAUUAAUAGUAACCGAUAGAGAGAGACGAGACGAAAACUGUUCCUUUGCUCUUUAUAGGAUACAAACCGUAACUUUCUUUGUAAUAAUGGAUAUUUACCAGAAAUAACGCAUUCUCUCAGUAGUUUUUAUAUGUAACGAUAAAUAAAUUAUAAUAUAAAUAAUCGUAGUGGCGGGGUAAAGUCUUACGAUAAAAUCAUAUAUACGCUUAAGUCUUGAUAUUGUAUAAACUGAUACGAGGUAAGAUAUAACUAUAACUUGGUGCUUUAAUAUGGAUGAAGUUUAUAGAAGCUUCACUAUAUAUUAAACUGAAAAUGUAGUCUCUA